UGUUUUGUUCAUUAUUAAUUAGCAGAUUUGGUUUUAGUUUUACUGAUAAAAUUAUAUUCGAAGGAGACUUUAUUGGUGUCGUCGUUGUGACUGUAUAACCGAGUAUAUAAAAUAAUCUGUUUGAACACGCAGAGCACAAACUUAUCUUAUCUAACUAAUCUAAUCCAACCGGUUUCCACCCUGUUCUGUCACGCUGUGUUUUCAACGUGAGUAAAGCUCUGCAGAGGAAACCCAGAAACCACCCAACAGAGAUUCUGUGUUUGAAUACAAUCAACACUAUUCACAACUCACACUGCUGAUCACUAAUGAGUCUGAAAAAAAGGGGAAAUAAUCUUCAUCUCUUCGGGCUCAAACCUGCACGACAGAUCUGUGAGAAACGAGCUUUCUCAUCGCAGCUCUGGUGCAACACUUCAGCUCGUCACCACAUCCUGCAGCAGAGCAAACAAACAGCAGCUGGUCUGAGCUCGACUCUGCAGCUUCGCUCAAGACGCUGAAAUGUGGUUUUCCAAAUGAUUUUAUUAUAAACGGACAGUUCCUGCUUCUCUGUGGUUUUCUUAUAUAAAAGCCUCGUGUUGGAUUUAGUGGCAUCUAGCUGUGAGGUUGCAGAUUACAUCUGUUCGAGUACCCGGCCCCUCACACCUCCAAACAUGUGGGCCCCCCCGUUCAGCCCUGGACCCGGGCCCCUCUGCGUUCUGUUAUGAAACAGGCGGAUUUCAUACGUCACGAUUUUCUGAUCCUUCUUAGAUUGGGAUCAAAGGUUGUUGUGAUGGAUUCUGGGGUUAAAGACUCGGACUAACACCGGAGGUCUCUCAGAACGGGUCUGCACGCCGCCAGGGUCUGCACGCCGCCAGGGUCUGCACGAGGGAUUUCAAACAAGCCGUUGAAGUUUGAGCCGGGCACCUGGAAAAUGCAGUUUGUGUAAAAGCCCGUCCAAGAUGUCAACCGCAAACGUCAACCGAGCCGGAGGAGGAACCAAAACCGCCAAAGUGUCCAAGGAUCAAAAUAAGCCCACGUCGGACAUCUUGAAAGGAGCGAUCCAGCUGGGCAUCAGUUACGCUGUUGGAAACCUCAGCUCCAAACCAGACAGAGAUGUUCUCAUGCAGGAUUUCUCUGUGGUGGAGAGCGUCUUCCUGCCGAGCGAGGGCAGCAACCUGACCCCAGCACACCACUACCCAGAUUUCCGUCUGAAGACGUACGCCCCUCUGGCCUUCCGCUACUUCCGAGAGCUGUUUGGGAUCAAACCAGACGACUACCUGUACUCCAUCUGUAAGGAGCCGCUGAUCGAGCUGACCAACCCCGGAGCCAGCAGCUCCUGGUUCUAUCUCACCAGCGAUGACGAGUUCAUCAUCAAGACGGUGCAGCACAAGGAGGCCGAGUUCCUGCAGAAGCUGCUGCCCGGUUACUACAUGAAUCUGAACCAGAAUCAGAGGACGUUGCUGCCCAAGUUCUACGGCCUGUACUGCAUCAAGUGCGGCAGCGUCACCGUGCGCAUGGUGGUGAUGAACAACGUGCUGCCGCGAGCCAUGAAGAUGCACUACAAGUACGACCUGAAGGGGUCCUCGUACAAACGCCGCGCCUCGCGCAAAGAGCGCGUCAAGACCUCGCCCACGUUCAAGGACCUGGACUUCCAGGAGAUGCACGAGGGCCUGCACUUCGACCCCGACACCUACAACGCCCUGAUGAAGACUCUGCAGAGGGACUGUCGGGUGUUGGAGAGCUUCAAGAUCAUGGACUACAGUCUCCUGCUGGGGAUCCAUGUUCUGGACCGGAAGCCGGUGACCAGAGGAAGUCGCUGUGACAGCAGGAGAGGACAGAAGGUCCUGUACUCCACGGCCCUGGAGUCCAUCCAGGGGAACGUCAGGGACCCGGAGCCUGUGGCCGCCGACGACGACACAUUGGGUGGAAUUCCUGCCAAACACAAGGAUGAGAACCUGCUCAUCUUUUUAGGAAUCAUUGACAUCCUUCAGUCGUACAGGUUCAUUAAGAAGGUGGAACACUCCUGGAAAUCUCUGGUGCAUGAUGGGGACACGGUGUCAGUUCACAGGCCCUGUUUCUAUGCAGAUCGAUAUCUUAAGUUCAUGGGCUCGACCGUGUUCAAGAAGAUCCAUCCUUUAAGAGGAGCGUCGUCGAGGAGGAAGAGGAGUUCCAUGAAUGCAGCAAAGUCGGCGUCUCAAGAGUUUCUGUCCCCGCAGAAGGAGGAGAAGAGGCAGGAGAAGAAAGCGCAGAGCUUGGACAACCUGGAUGGAAACUUUUACAAUUCCUCCAAACAACCAGACCUUCUGCCGAGCUCUGUCGUUUCCUUUGAGUCCAGUCGAGACCGUGAAGAGGAUCCAGCAAACAGUGAAGUGCGACGAGCCUCCAGCUCAACCAUUGCGCUGGACGAUCCGCUGCUGACCCUCAGCACGAGCCAAUCAGACUCUGAGCUCGACGUCUACUUGUGAGUGACCAGCUUCCUGUUCUUCUGACCUCUGACCUCUGCAGUGGCAUCAGGAAGUCAGGACGUCAGUAAUGUGAUGCAACAUGUCAGAGUCUCCACUGUGCCUCAGUGACAGUGUGUCAGAAUCACACUGUUUAAUACGUGUGUGUGUGUGUGUGUGUGUGUGUGUGUGUGUGUGUGUGUGUGUGUGUGUGUGUGUGUGUGUGUGUGUGUGUGUCUGUCUGUGUGUGUGUGUGCAUCAGGAUCAUUUAAUUUAAAGUAAAACACUAUCGAGCUUCUUCUUCUUCUUCUCCUUUUCUACUUUGCUGCUAAUUUAACAAACGAAUAAUGAGUUUCAGUUCCUCCUCUGCUCUUUGAUGUUUGAUGUAAAUGUUCAUAUUCAAAUUCCUCAGUGGCUGGAUCUCUGAGGAAAGAAACUUAAUCCUCUAAUAAUGUCUGUUUUAUUUCAAAAUCAAAUAUUUAUAUAGAGAUGUGAGAGCUGAGAUCUUUCAGGUGUUUAAAUAAAAAGAACCAGUUCAUUUCUUAAGAUCUUCAAUCAUCAUUAAGAAUCAUUUGAAUCUUUAUCACGUGUAUUUUUUUAUCUCAGUUUCUAUGACAAAUAAUAUUUCUAGUGUUUCAUGUUAUUAGAAUGUAAAUUCAUAGAUGCUUCGUAAAAAAAUGAACUCAUGAAUUUUGCCGACGUGCCUUAGAAAGUUAAAAACGUGUGAAGUUUGAUGUGAUUCAAAGGCCUUUAACUGUAUCAAAGCAAUAUGUUGUGAAAUAAAUUAAUAUUUAAUGUC
Hippoglossus stenolepis (Pacific halibut) is the source of this 3216-nucleotide messenger RNA. It is a transcript of the gene pip5k1ba, whose product is annotated as phosphatidylinositol-4-phosphate 5-kinase, type I, beta a. The coding region runs from base 936 to 2441 and encodes 501 amino acids. NCBI's taxonomy places the organism in Eukaryota, Metazoa, Chordata, Actinopteri, Pleuronectiformes, Pleuronectidae. The record is from RefSeq and is a predicted model, not a curated record. Gene Ontology annotation, molecular function: phosphatidylinositol kinase activity. Gene Ontology annotation, biological process: phosphatidylinositol metabolic process. The transcript has 16 exons.